Messenger RNA from Gigantopelta aegis, 1152 nucleotides. RefSeq lists its product as uncharacterized. Bases 569 to 925 code for a protein of 118 amino acids. The record is from RefSeq and is a predicted model, not a curated record. Lineage: Eukaryota; Metazoa; Mollusca; Gastropoda; Neomphalida; Peltospiridae. The transcript has 2 exons.
UCCUCCAGAUAACUGCAAUGGGGAGAAGUGAGAGACGCCAUCUUGGAUAUCAUACCGGGGAAAUACAUUGCAUCUAUCAGUCAGAUGAAAGACGUCUGUGACUGGAUUGUGGGAUUUGUGGACUGUGAAACGAAAGACAAAUUUUAUUAAAGCUUACUAAGAUGGUAUUAUGAUAGGGUCCAGGGGCGUAACUAGACUUUUGAAAUGUGUACUCAAGAAAAUAGCGACACCACUCGAAAUCGUGCCAUUCAGUCACUAGUAAUUCCAAUCUGUAAAACUUAUUUUCUUUCUUACAAACGCUUGUAUUGAUCAAAUUCGUAUGACGUCAUUCAUUACGACUGUCAUAUCUUCAUGAAACCCAAGCUUUGAAUGACGUUGGGGAUUCCCCUAAAGUGGAGCGUUAAUACGUAACGUUGAGAAUUUAGUGCGAUUGUUGAAAAAACAAGUGUACUGAAAUAGCUAAAUUGUGUAUAAGCAGAAACAUUUUGUACUCAAAUGAGUACAUUGCGUACACGUAGUUACGCCCCUGGGGUCAGUGCUUUUUGGUGUGUUCAGUUCUCAACAACGGAUGUUUGAAGGUCGAAUUCAUUGGCUACCGGUGUGGAUCGACGAAACGUUCAUCUGCGACUACUUUGAAGAAAAGAACUGUGAUAAAGUUAGGUCAGUUUGCCUGACGGACGCGUCAACAACAACGACACCGGCAAACAAAGACCUGAAGACGAUAAGUAAGGUGUGUUACUCUGGGUGCCACAGAGAGCCCAAAUCCAAAGUGCUGAGAGAAACAAGAACAAAGUCAGGUGAAAGUUCCAGUUCCAGUAGUGAUAGUAAAAGUGACAAGAGUGUUCAUUUAUUAGGUAUAAAAAGUAAAAGUGAUUAUUCCAAAACAAACACAGGAAGAACUGUUACACGCAAAAAGAGACUUUAAACAAACAUUGAAGAAAUUAAAUAUUUAAAUCAUCAACAGAACUUUAAAGAAUAAUAAUAGAUAACAUAUUUACUUACCUUUAUAAAUUACAAAUGUAUAUACUUACCGGUUCGUUCCGAUGUUCUUGUGAGGCGUAGGGCUGCCGUAAGUCCCUGUUCUUGUCAUCUGCCCUGAAAAAGACAAAAUAAAUAUUUAAAAGAGAAAAAAAUCUCGGCCUUUUGGCUAAG